UCUCGGGUCUCGGUACGUGACAACAUUACGAUAGAUGAAAAUCCCACCUCUACACUCCAUAAUCAAGUCAGACGUCAUCCGUCAGUCAAUCGCUAAUACGUCAUACGUCAAUCAUCAUCCAUUGAAAAUCGAAAUUCGUGUUAUAGUUUGUUUUGUAUUCGCUGUGAGAAAACUGCGUGUAUAUAUUUUUCAGAAUUUCAAGUGGUUACAAAUAUUUAAAAGCACAAUUCAAUAAAUAGUGUGUUAUCAAGAUGAAGAUGUAUAUCUUCUUAGUGUCUUGUGCACUUUUUGUGCUGGUAAGUGGAGUGUUUGUUCCUCCAAGACCAGGACACAAAAAGCAUCAUAAUUUAUUAGGCGCUGAAGAAUGUACUUGGGGGCCUGGCUAUUGGUGUCAGAACUUAACUGCUGCCGCAGAUUGUCAUGCAACAAAACACUGCAUCCAAACGGUGUGGAUACACAAAACCUUGCCUCCUGAUGAUAGCAGUGUUUGUCAAAUUUGUUUAGAUAUGGUGAAACAAGCCAGAGAUCAAUUGGAGAGUAAUGAAACACAGGAACUUAUAAAAGAAGUUUUCGAAACCGAAUGUAGCUAUUUUCGUAUCAAACCAAUUGUAAAGAAAUGUGACAAAAUUGCCGAUAAUUAUAUUCCGGACUUAAUCGACACUCUUGCUUCUCAAAUGAAUCCUCAAGUUGUUUGUUCAGUAGCUGGUCUAUGUAACAACGAGAAAAUUCAUAAAAUGUUAGCAGAAUCUGGCGAAGUUCCCAAAAAGGAUGCUAUUUCGACUAAACCAGACAAAUGUCAAGGUUGUCACACGGUAGUUACUAUUUUGGAAGAUAGAUUCAAUAAGAUCUCUAAAGAUGAUGUGUUGCACAAAUUUUUGCAGUUUUGUGGUAAAUUCGGCAGCUUCUCCGACGGUUGCAGCAAUAUCAUUAUAACUUACUUUACCGAAAUUUAUCAACAUCUUCAAGCUCAUUUGAACGCUAACGAAGUAUGUCUAAUGUCUGGAGAAUGCAGUGCACAAUUCCACAAUCACAGAGCCAGAGUUGAAAUCACUCCAAACUCGCAUAUUGGUUAUGUUAGUGUUGGUGGUGUAAAGGAUGAUUUGCCUUGUGAACUUUGCGAGCAACUUGUCAAUCACCUCAGAGAUUUAUUGGUGGCCAACACAACGGAAGUAGAAUUCAAGAGGGUACUAGAAGGAUUAUGCAAACAAUCGGGUCAGUUUGCCUCAGAAUGUACCGAGCUGGUUGAUCAAUACUAUGAAGAAAUGUAUAACUUUUUGACAGAACAUUUGAAUUCCACUGAAGUCUGCGACGAAAUUGGUAUUUGUCAUAUGACUGAAAACAAGGAUAGCAUCAUGAUUGCACCAUUGUUACCAGCAGCUAGCGUGAACAAAGCUAUCGAACUAUCUUCUCCAGAGAACAAAGAGAACAAACCUCUUGUACACAUUAAUUUAAAUUCCGAUGUCUCUAACGUCCGAGUAUUACCCGAUUUUAACGCCGAGCAACAAUUGCCUAUCGAUUUGAUGAUGCCUCAUACUCAGAUCCUUUACAAUAAGGAAGUUUGCGAAUUUUGUGAAUAUUUCCUGCAUUAUAUGCAGAACGCCAUUACAAAUCCCACAACAGAGGAAAAAAUAAAAGAAGUAAUCGAAAAGGCCUGCGACAAACUUCCCAAUGCCGUCAACGCUACUUGUUUAGACUUCGUCGAUAAUUACGAACCUGCUUUGGUGGCCAUUUUUGCUGAAGAAAUUGACCCAGCCACAGUAUGUCCUCUGAUUAGGGCUUGUCCAUCUUUAGAUAAUCGUGAUGUUGAAGUGUUCAUGGAAGCUAAGAGCGAUUCUAAAUGUCCACUAUGUCUUGUAGCCGUUACAAAAUUGGAAGAUAUGAUUAAGAACAACAAGACAGAGGGACAGAUUGAAGAUGCCCUAAGAAAAGUUUGCAAAUCAUUGCCGGCAACACUGGAUAAUGAAUGCGAAGAUUUCGUCCAAACGUAUACGAAACAGUUGGUAGAAAUGUUGCUCAAUGACUUUAAACCUGACGAAGUAUGUGUUGCUCUUAAGCUUUGCAAUGAUUCCACACCCGCCAGUCGUCUACCUCCUUACGUUGUCAGGCAUGUCGGAGGAAAUAUUGAAACCAAUGUAAUACCUGACAAUACAAUUAAUGGAGAAAUAGUAUUCAACAAACACGACAAAAGUGUUAAAGAAAAACCACAAUGCGUUUUGUGCGAAUUUAUUAUGAAAGAAAUUGAAGAUCAACUGAAAAAUAAACAUACCGAUGAUGAGAUAGAGAACAUUGUUAAAGAUAUUUGCAAAAUUAUGCCUGGAUCAAUCAAAAAACAAUGUAACGACUUUAUAGAUCAAAAUGCGCAGGCCAUCAUUCAGUUAUUGAUCGCAACUCUAGAUCCUUCAGACAUUUGUACAAUGAUGAAAUUCUGUGGAAACGGUUUCGAAAAUAUUCGAGUUGAAAUCUUGGAAUGUCCCAUUUGCGAAAUGGCAGUCGAAGUUAUGGCAAAAAUUUUGGCUAAUCCAAGAAUAGAUCAUAAAGUUGAACAUGUCAUUGAAAAAACUUGCAGAGGUUUGCCUGCACAAUAUAGAGCUAAAUGCACUAAUAUUGUGGAAACCUAUGGAGACUUAAUGAUAAAAUUGCUCAUCGAAAAUACAAAUAAGGAUGUGGUAUGCAAGGAAAUUGGAUAUUGCAAAUCCUUAAUGAGUGAAGUUGUGAUUAACUAAGGAAACAUCAUUAAUAAAUAUUUUUUAAGAAAUUUUCUAACAUAAAUUACCAAAGUAGAAUUUUUAAUAGAUUUAAAUUGAUUAGUUUUAGUUUUAUGAGAAAAAAACUCAUACUCGACUUACCUUAAGAAAAUAUGAUGGAGAUUAUAUUGUUAUUAAAACAGGUUUCUGUGAUACUGUUAAAAGAUUGUAAUCUAAUAAAAUUGGCUUUUUAAUAAUG
Molecule: messenger RNA, 2943 nt
Organism: Psylliodes chrysocephalus
Lineage: Eukaryota; Metazoa; Arthropoda; Insecta; Coleoptera; Chrysomelidae
Source: the annotation of a GenBank genome assembly